Molecule: messenger RNA, 3113 nt
Organism: Podarcis raffonei (Aeolian wall lizard)
Lineage: Eukaryota; Metazoa; Chordata; Lepidosauria; Squamata; Lacertidae
Product: gamma-secretase subunit Aph-1b-like
Exons: 7
Coding region: 42-812 (256 amino acids)
Biological process (GO): Notch signaling pathway; positive regulation of catalytic activity; Notch receptor processing
Cellular component (GO): endoplasmic reticulum; gamma-secretase complex; membrane
Molecular function (GO): protein-macromolecule adaptor activity
Source: RefSeq, a predicted model, not a curated record
CGACGCCCCGUCGGGGCUCGGAGCGCGGCCUGAGCGCGGCCAUGACUCUGGCCGUCUUCUUCGGCUGCGCCUUCAUCGCCUUCGGGCCGGCGCUGGCGCUCUUCCUGCUGACGGUGGUGGCCGAGCCGCUGCGCAUCAUCAUCCUCAUCGCAGGGGCCUUCUUCUGGCUGGCCUCGCUGCUCUUCUCCUCGCUGGUCUGGUUCAUCGCGGCCAAGGCCAGUGACCCGUCCAACGAGGCGCUCCAGAGGGGCCUCCUCAUCUUCGGCGUCAUCUUCUCGGUGCUGCUGCAGGAGGCCUUCCGCUUCCUCUACUACAAGCUGCUCAGGAAGGCGAUUGAGGGGCUGUUGGCCCUGAGUGAAGAUGGCUGCUCUCCCAUCUCCAUCCAGCAGAUGGCGUACGUGGCCGGCCUGGGCUUUGGGCUCAUGAGUGGGGCCUUCUCCAUGAUCAACCUUCUGGCGGACGCUCUGGGGCCAGGCACGGUGGGGAUCCACGGGGACUCCCAGCUCUACUUCCUGACGUCAGCCUUCAUGACGCUGGUGCUGGUCCUUCUGCACACCUUCUGGGGGAUCAUCUUCUUCCACGGUUGUGAGACCAAGCAGUGGUGGGAAGUGGGGGCUGUGGUGCUCACCCACCUGAUCGUCUCUGGCCUGACGUUCUGGAACCCGAUCUACCUGGGGAGCCUCCUCCCUGCCUACCUGCUCAUGGCAGGUGCUGCCGUCUGGGCCUUCCUCGUGUCUGGCGGCUCCAAAGAGAACCUGCGCCACUUCCUACUGUGCCUGCGGAGUGGGACACCGCCACCGCCCGGAUCCUGAGGCCCCGCUGGGCUCCCCCGCCCUGUCCUUUGAAGCCAUUUGCUGGGGCAAGGAGGACGCAGCUGCUGUGCCUUUGGGAGUGCUUCUGGGCCCGAGGAGGGGGCCGCUGGACUUGCCCCCAGAAGCCCCUCUUGGGGCAAGUUCCCAUAGGAGGUCUGGGCACAAGGGGCGCUGCAGCAGAGCUCCUGGACCCUGUGAAUCUGCAGCAAAAGCCCCCUCCCUCCAGAGAGGGGUUCCUGGCUCUGGCCAGCUGGUGUUGUUUAAAUAGGGGGUGGGCUUUGGGGGUGCUGGGGCGAAUGACAGGUGCCGGCAUAGGGUGUUGGCGGGGGUGAGCAUCUGUCUCUGUGGGGUGGGGGUGCAGAGGGAGAGCCAGCUGUGUGGUCUGCUUAGAGGAGAGAGGGGAUCGGGGUGGGGGUUACUGGGGAAGGGGGAGUGCCCCACCUGGCCUCUUUCUUUCAUGGGGGGGGGCACAUCUGCACAUUUGUACUAAUAAAAAGGCUGGAUGAGGCCCACAGUGUGUGCGCACCUGUCUGUCGGCAGUGGUGGGGUUGAUGGUGCUACACUGAGGGAGGGGGGCUUCAGAGAGGGGGCUGCAUCCUCUGAGAAAUAGGGCUGGGUUGGCUGCUGGUUGCUUCUGGGGCCCCUCCUGUUCGGAUUAUGUUUCUGGGGGUGGCAAGAUGUCCUUUGGUGUCCUUCCAGUCUGAUGAGAAAUGGUUGAGGGGGCUGGUUUUGUUUAGCCUGGAAAAGAGGAGACUGAGAGGAGAUAUGAGAGCCAUCCUCAAAUAUCUCAAGGGCUGCCACAUGGAAGAGGGAACAAACUUGGCUUCAAGUUACAAGAAAGGAGAUUCCAGCUAAACCUCAGGAAGAACUUUCUGGUGUCAAGAGACAGUCUCCCUCUGCAGCAGUGUUUCCCAACCUUUGGCCUCCAGCUGUUUUGGAAUACAACUCCCAUCAUCCAUGGCCACUGGUCUUGCUAGCUAGGGAUGAUGGGAGUUGUAGUCCAAAAGCAGCUUGAGACCCCAAGUUGGAUGUGGAUUCCCCUUCCUUGGAGGUUUUUAAGCACAGCUUGGAUGGCCACCUGCCAUGGAUGCUUUAGUUGAAUUUCCUUCAUUGCAGAGGAUUGGGCUAGAUGCCUCUCAGGGCACCUUCCAACUCAACAGUUCUAUUAAAUGAAUAGAUACUUUUGGGUAAUUGGACCUCAAUUAAUCCAGGGUUUUCAACACUAGUACUAAUUGGGCCCUAAAAUGCCUCCUGUUUCAUUGUAUACUCUGGGACAAUUUUUCAAUGUGAGGAGCACCCAAAUAUAGAAAGAAACACAGUUUCUUUGAUAAACUACACAGGUAAGGCCACAUGAGCCGCCUCCUCCAACCGUCCUCAAACCUUUCCUUUAUGGAAAAAGCUAAUAUAGCUCCAAAUAACUGCCAUGAAGAUGCAUCCUGAGAGCAUUAGGCCUGAGCUCUUUGACUGCCUCUCCCUUUGCUGGGACCUGGAGCUUAUCCUGCUUCUGACAUCAUUGUUUAUUUGAGUUUUAUACCACCCUUCACUGAUGCCCUAAGGAUACACCUGCAUUCAACCUCAGCCAUAUCCACAGAAACCCCCGUGGCCAGUCAACCUCUGCAACUAGCUUCCCAUCAGCCUGACACUCUAACAAUGUCAGCCAUUAAAGAAAACAGAAAUAAAUAGAGGAAAAGAGGGGCACUGUUGGGGAAGGGGUCUUCACCUGGUCCAUCUCUGUCCUGCUGAUCGUUAUCCAUUCUUGCUUCAACUUGGGAAUCAGGAAGUCUGGCCUUUAAAUCCAUGCCCAGAACAGGAUUGUGGUGCCUUCACAUCAAGCCAGUGUGAAGAGAGCAAUCCUGGUGGUGCCAGGCUGAUUCAAGUGCCAGGAGGGCCCCUGCCAGCUGGUGCGAAGGGAGGCCAAUCCCGCUUGGCUGACUCCUUGUUUCUCCUUCCCAUGUCAAGUGGUGAGAAGGACAAAACAGUAACCUAAGUGGAGCCUGGCUGCUGGAUCAGGCCAAGGGCCAGAGUGUUCUGCAUCCUGUUCUCACAGUGGCCAACCAGAUGCCCAUUAUGGGAAACCUGCAAGCAGAACAGGCAGAAAGCACCCUUUUGCGGGCAAAGCCAAAAUGUCCUGCUUGCAGCUGCCUUUGAGCCACCACACCAGGAACCUCAGCCGAGGGAUCUUGACAGGUGGCAAGGACAUCUCACCUGUCAAUCAGGUGACAGCAUGAGGUCAUGUGAUUCACAGUCGGCCAGCUUCACCCACCUGCCAGCUUUAGCAAAGGCUGGUCUUGACAAGGAUCC